AUGGGGAUAUUCGAACGGGAGCAAAUUUCCCGAUCGAUAAUCAAUCUCGAAUGGACGAAACAUAUCGAAAUGGGAUCUCAAAAAGAAUCGAUUGGUCAUCAAAAAGAUAUUAGCGCAUUGGAUAUUGAUGAAGGAGAUCAAAUGAUAAUUAUGGCAUCACAUUGUGGACAAGUUUCAGUGGCGAAUUACAAGUAUUUGGGAAGAGAAAAGUGGAAAAAACCGAUGACGUUAAAACUCGAGCACAACGCUCUCCAAACGAUCAAAUGGUGUCCACUGGAUCUUCGUCUCUUCAUGGUGACAACCAAAUCGAAUUGGAUGAGAGUAUGUGAUAGUACAAUGGAGAAAGUGAUAAAUGGAGCACAAUUCGAAGGAGAUGUCUAUUUUCAUUGGAAUGAGCAUAAUAUGACAAAUUCAAAAGUGGCCGUGGCGGAUGGCAGUCGAUCCAUGAAAAUCGUCGAUUUUAGAGUCGGAUUGUCUCUGCCACAAAACAUUCGAUGGGACGACGUUCCCAUCGACGUCGUCCAAUGGUUCCCAUCUCGUCAUCACUAUUUGUACGCCGGUCGGAGAGACGGAAAAAUUGGAAUUUUUGAUGUGAGAAGUACGCGGGGUGUGCUGGCGGAGAAGACGAUUCAUACGGCUCCAAUUUUUGGAAUAAGAGUCUCAAAAGACGGUCGCCGCCUCAUCACCGCCGAUCGUUCCGGACGCAUCCACGUGGCAGACACAUGGAAUUUCCAAACGAAAUUUCAGUAUCGUGAUGAAUUUGAUCUACACCCGAGACGACGACCCGUUUUUGAGAUUCUAAGUGGAAAGGAUCUCUUUGUGGCGACAAAUUUCCAUAGGCUUACGGUGGUGAAGUUUGAUGAGAGUCGAAGGAUAAAAGUGACGGAAUCUGUGGAAAUCGCGCCGAGAGUGUUGAAGAAUAAACCGAUUGUUUUUAGGGAGUCGAGUUAUGAGCUAAUCGCCGGUCACACAUUCAACUAUCUCAAUGUUCUGUCAUUGGCGAAGAGUCGAGAGUAUGUGGAUGAAGAAGAAGAAGCCUCAGGGUUACUGUAA
Caenorhabditis remanei is the source of this 1053-nucleotide messenger RNA. RefSeq lists its product as uncharacterized. Lineage: Eukaryota; Metazoa; Nematoda; Chromadorea; Rhabditida; Rhabditidae. Gene Ontology annotation, biological process: proteasome-mediated ubiquitin-dependent protein catabolic process; protein polyubiquitination; transcription-coupled nucleotide-excision repair. The transcript has 6 exons. Gene Ontology annotation, molecular function: protein binding. The coding region runs from base 1 to 1053 and encodes 350 amino acids. The record is from RefSeq and is a predicted model, not a curated record. Gene Ontology annotation, cellular component: Cul4A-RING E3 ubiquitin ligase complex; nucleotide-excision repair complex.